UUACUGGAUACUGUGAAUGACAAUUCAGGAACUCCUGCUCACACACCGCAUGUAGCGCAAAGAAGGAGGCGUAAACAGUGACAUAGCUAGGUAGCCAGCGAGCUCCGUCAGCAAACACUUUGGAGAAGUUUGACCUAUGGUGAUCACAACAUGAUUCCAUUGAGGAAUUUCUGUAAUGGAGAUGAGCAGCAGCAACAGCGAGUGCUUUGGAUGUGGCCGCUCUGGGCAUUGGGUCAAGCACUGUCCUAAUGCUGGAGGUGGACGUGGACGCGGCAGGGGUCGGGGACGAGGCAAGGAGCUGUUCUGCUAUCGGUGCGGAGACCAAGGACACAUGGCACGGGACUGUGACCAAACUGAGGAUGCGUGCUACAACUGCCACAGGAGUGGUCACAUUUCCCGGGACUGCAAGGAGCCUAAGAAAGAGAGGGAGCAGCUGUGCUACACCUGCGGCAAAGCUGGACAUAUGGCCCGCGACUGUGACCAUGCCAAUGAGCAGAAGUGCUACUCCUGCGGUGGGUUCGGUCACAUCCAGAAACUUUGCGAUAAGGUGAAAUGUUACAGGUGUGGUGAGAUUGGUCAUGUUGCUGUGCAUUGCAGUAAAGCCAGUGAAACUAACUGCUACAACUGCGGAAAGGCAGGCCACCUGGCAAAAGAGUGCACCAUUGAAGCCACCGCAUAAUCAGUGCCCUCUGUUGCCCCUCCUUUUUUCAGAUUGAUGGUUGGUUGUAUUAUUUUCUCUGAAUCCUCUUCACUGGCCAAAGGUUGGCUAACAGAGGCUAGUCCCAGGCCAGUGAGCCUCUCGACAUGUAAUACAAUGAAAGGGGUGAAAAAAUAUCUUUCUGCAUUCAAUACAAAAAUGUUUUAGUUUGGUAGCGGUGUUAUGUAUAAUGCUUUGUUAAAGAACCCCCCUUUCCAAGCCACUGGUGAUCAGAGAUGAAUAAAUGGGACUAAACAUAUGGGAAUCUAUAGGACCUCUGAGCUUAUGGAAGUGAGUCUCAGUAAAAUGAGAUAGAAGAAGGGAGUAAAUGGAACCUGAACUUCCAUGUAUGGUUAUUUUGGUUUGUUUUAGUGGGAUAUAUGAGUUGGCCAAGGGAGUAUGACAUGGAAACAGUUCAUAACAUGAUGCAUUUCAGCCCUACAUGCAGCUAAGCGGGCGAUAACAAACUACAUGUUAUAUUGCUAAGAUAUAAAAUUUUGGAGGUAUUAAAAGAAA
Sphaeramia orbicularis (orbiculate cardinalfish) is the source of this 1213-nucleotide messenger RNA. It is a transcript of the gene cnbpa, whose product is annotated as CCHC-type zinc finger, nucleic acid binding protein a. The record is from RefSeq and is a predicted model, not a curated record. Lineage: Eukaryota; Metazoa; Chordata; Actinopteri; Kurtiformes; Apogonidae. Bases 176 to 679 code for a protein of 167 amino acids. Gene Ontology annotation, molecular function: zinc ion binding; nucleic acid binding. The transcript has 6 exons.